Molecule: messenger RNA, 1920 nt
Organism: Sapajus apella (tufted capuchin)
Lineage: Eukaryota; Metazoa; Chordata; Mammalia; Primates; Cebidae
Gene: SHLD1
Product: shieldin complex subunit 1
Exons: 4
Coding region: 52-711 (219 amino acids)
Biological process (GO): positive regulation of isotype switching; negative regulation of double-strand break repair via homologous recombination; positive regulation of double-strand break repair via nonhomologous end joining
Cellular component (GO): site of double-strand break
Source: RefSeq, a predicted model, not a curated record
AAAUAGCCACAGCUGGCAAGCUUCAUUGACAGGCCAAGGCCCGCAGUCAACAUGGCCGCGACUGGCUUGCAUUGCCCUUCUCUGCCAGCAGUAAGGAUGGCUCCGGUGACUUCCUUUGAACCUCGUACUUCCCAUAACAAAGAUGGCUCCUUUGCUUCCGCGUUCCGGUUGUGGACGGUGAGCGUCUCGGGACUUGGCGUCUUUUCUCGUCAGUUUUCUCUGUCGUUUCUGGAGUGCUUUGGAGCGAGGACUAUGGCAGCUAAGGACGCCACUUCAGGCAGCCUGUCAGAGGAGAGCAGUGCUUUGGACCUGCCAUCUGCGUGUGACAUAAGAGAUUAUGUCCUGCAGAGACCCAACCAAGACACCAACAGUGAGGCUUUCAGUUCUGUGGAAUUCCAUUCUUUUCCUUGCUCUUCUGAUGUGGAUCCAGACACCAGUAACCUAAAUACAGAACAAAAUAACUCUUGGGCCUCUGAGAACUUCUGGCUUGACCCUACUGUGAAAGGCCAAUCAGAGAAGGAAGAAGACAAUGGCCUUCGGAAAUCCCUGGAUAGAUUCUAUGAAAUGUUUGGCCAUCCGCAGCCAGGCUCUGCAAACCCACUCUCUGCAUCUGUCUCCAAGUGCCUGUCUCAGAAAAUCACUCAACUAAGAGACCAGGAGAGCCAAAGGUCACUUCACAGUGCAUGGCUGUCUCUCUGCUUGCUUCUCUAGUGGAAAAUCACCUUCCCUGUGUAUCUGAGAACUCAGUCCUCAUGAGCAAGGUCACAGUCAGAGAAGAACAUAUUAAGGCCAUCUGAAUGAUAGCCCGUUUGGGAUAGAUGAUUCUCUCGGCAAAUAUGAUUGUGGACGAGACCAGGCCCGUCUGAUUGUUUGACACCCAAAGGCCUUAUUCUCUCAUUGCCUUUUUCUUAGAUCCUGAAAGCUGUGCAUCAGAGAUAGCAGUUUUACCAGCAACAGAACCAAGAGUUCUCCAAAUCCUCCCAAGGGAAUCCUUUCCAUCUGCUGUUUCAGUAGGCGGUGCACUGAUGAAGGCACACAGUUUAGCGUUCCUGCCCUCUGUUAUUUUCUCUGCUUCCUUCAGCAUUUCCAGCUUCAUGUCAGAUGCCUUAAGCACACAUUAUUAUUUCAUGAGAAUGUAAUUCAUGUUUAUUCAAACUGGGGGACCUUUUUGGUUGCCCUUACAAGCUCCUCCCGGGAUCCUGAUUAAUUCUUGUCACAUUGUCUCCCUAGAAGGCGUGAGAACCAUUAGGAUGUCAGGUGUGCAGUUGUCAGUUGCUCUGGUUGGAAUCCCUGGAUCCAAAAUUGCCUAACCCUGCCCUGAUUUUCACAUUAUUUCCCUUAUUAUUAUGUCCUCAAGCUCUCUCCUUUUCCCUCUCUCUUUUUCAAUAUAUAUUUAGAGGUCUCCAUCAUUUUAAAAAAAUUGUACACACACACAUAUCCAUGCACUUUUUAAAACUUGAUUUAAUCAUAGUUUACUUCUGUUCAGCUUCUCCUCUCCCCUUUGGUCCCAUCUUCUAGACCUAUAGCCAAGACGCACGAAGCUGCUGGAAUUUGGAGACAGGAAAGAACUAGGUUGGGAACCCCUGGCUUAAACCAACAAGCGUUUGCUCAAAAUCCUGAGGCAACUUCCAGUUUCAGGAGAAGAUGAUAUAAACUCACUUUUUCUGGCUUCUUCUCUUUAAACACAACCAAGUACUAUGGAAAUAAUUCAGCAAUCAUAAAAGGACUCUGAACAGCAGAAAGAAGAUGGACGGACUAGGGACUCGAGACUCGAAGAUUACACAACAGUGGGUUCCCUGGGUUUUCUUUAUCUUCUAUGUAUCCUGGGCACAAGUCAGCCUGAAACCAGAGAGCCACUGGAGAGAGCAAGAGAGGGAAGGAAGGAGGAAGGGAAGGAAGGAGGAAGGGAAGGGAAGGAGA